Molecule: messenger RNA, 1338 nt
Organism: Aspergillus tanneri
Lineage: Eukaryota; Fungi; Ascomycota; Eurotiomycetes; Eurotiales; Aspergillaceae
Product: phosphatase PAP2 family protein
Exons: 3
Coding region: 1-1338 (445 amino acids)
Biological process (GO): sphingolipid biosynthetic process; inositol phosphoceramide metabolic process
Cellular component (GO): inositol phosphoceramide synthase complex
Molecular function (GO): inositol phosphoceramide synthase activity
Source: RefSeq, a predicted model, not a curated record
AUGGGGGCUGGUGCCAUCCUGGAGCCCUUGGUGGUCAUCGUGCUUCUGUUUGGAGGCACUUGGAUCAAUCGCACCACGGGCUCCCUUUCUCUGGUGCGCAGAGCUCGCCGUCGGUCUGGCGCCUUCUCUCGCGAUGGUUCCCCGGAUUGGAUCGAAUCGGGUUUUCCCACGCCAACCGCGAAGGACGGGUUACUCAGUCGUCGACCUCUGUCUCCCUCCGUCCUGCAGCCUGACCAAGAUCGAUGGCACCAGAGAAAGAUUGGCUUCCUCUCGUACACCGUCGAGGUGACGUCUCCGAACACCGUCGUCUUUCAGGAUCGCUUCCUGAGUCGCCUGCUUCGAAAGCUCCCCUUCCUAGCUGAAUGCUGGUACUGGGCUUUGGUUUAUUGGACAUACCAAUUGGGUCGGGCCUUUACAGCAGUCACACUCCGGGAAGGAACUGUGGAUGUGGCAAGGAAGCAUGCGCUGCAGUUGAUUCGCAUCGAAGAAGCACUCGGAAUAUUCUGCGAAGUGCCAAUUCAGCAGUUUUUCCUCCGACAUCCUCAACUUAUGAUAUGGACCAAUUGGAUAUACUCCUUCAUCCACAUCCCCGGCACAAUUGCUUUUCUCGUUUGGCUCUACUACUACACCACCACGCGCAAUAGGUUCGAUGAAUCGCAACCAGGAAAUCCCCGAGGCCUCCUGAGCCGUUCACCUGCUGGCCCGCAUCUUUACCAAGCGCGACGGCGGACACUGGCCGUGUGCAAUCUCCUUGCCUUCGUGGUCUUUACCUUGUGGCCAUGCAUGCCACCUCGCCUGUUGAGCGACAAGAAUGCGGAGGGCCCGGACAGUGAAUUGGGACGCAGCUAUGGAUUCGUGGACACAGUACACGGAGUGAACGGUGCCGGUAGUGUGUGGACAGAGAAUCGGUUCUGUAAUCAAUAUGCGGCCAUGCCAUCGUUGCAUUUUGGGUACUCCCUCAUGAUCGGACUGACCAUUAUGACAAUCCCGCUGCCACCGCAUCACCGCCGUUCUAUUGGGAUAACCCGGUUGUUUGGGCUGAGGAUUCCGUCAUGGCGGCGCCUGGCCUGUCUGGCUGUGGGUUUUUCCUACUCACUCAUAAUUCUGACGGCGAUCAUCGCCACGGCAAACCAUUUCAUUCUGGAUGCGGUUGCCGGUGCAUUUGUGUGUGCGCUGGGAUGGAAGUUCAACAGCAUCUUGCUGAAUCUGUUGCCGUUGGAAGACUACUUCCUCUGGGUGGUCCGCAUACAUAAGCCAGAACCAACGGCGGUGGACGGCCUGGGAGACGUUGAUGGAUGGGUCGACGACGAUCCGUCCGAAUAUGCCCCCUGGUCCUGA